Alternaria arborescens is the source of this 1854-nucleotide messenger RNA. RefSeq lists its product as hypothetical. The record is from RefSeq and is a predicted model, not a curated record. The coding region runs from base 1 to 1854 and encodes 617 amino acids. Gene Ontology annotation, molecular function: flavin adenine dinucleotide binding; oxidoreductase activity, acting on CH-OH group of donors. The transcript has 6 exons. NCBI's taxonomy places the organism in Eukaryota, Fungi, Ascomycota, Dothideomycetes, Pleosporales, Pleosporaceae. Gene Ontology annotation, biological process: secondary metabolite biosynthetic process.
AUGCUGCUACUGACUGUCCUCGCCUUGUGUUGUGCGAUAAUCGUGCAGGCUCGCUCACAUCUUGGACGCACUGCCAAGGUCGUCGAUGCGAGGCAGUUCACCAAUGAGACGACCUAUGAUUUUGUCAUCGUCGGCGGUGGUAUUGCAGGGCUUACCGUUGCAGAUCGCUUGACGGAGAAUCCAGAUGUUACUGUACUGGUCAUCGAAUAUGGCCCUUUCGACUUGAAAGAGGACGGCGUCAUGAUCCCUGGCGCAUAUUUCCCAGUACCGUACCUCUGGCUACCAUUGAUGAGUACACCACAAACCACGCUUAACAAUGCGUCGUUUGGUGUGCCAUGUGGUAGAGUUGUGGGUGGUGGGUCUGUAGUCAAUGCGAUGUUCUUCCAUCGAUCGGAUGCUGAGCUUUACAACGCGUGGGAGGAGCUGGGGGCGACGGGCUGGGGUUGGUUCGAUCUGCUUCCAUAUUUCAAGAAGAGUGAGACCUUUACAGCACCAGAUGCAGAAUAUGCGGCGCGUCAUAACAUUACGUGGGACGUCGCCAUACAUGGCUCUGACGGCCCGGUGCAAGCCAGUCAUGCUCCGUACGACUACCCAGGAAGUGCCAAUAAAUACAAUGGAGCACUAAGUUUGGGUAUCCAGCCGAGUUUGGAUCCCAACGGUGGUCGCGCCCAAGGCGUAUUCCGCCUUCUUCGCUCUAUUGAUCCUAAAAUACAAACGCGUUCUUCAGCUCGCAUCAACCGCUACGACAGGGAUGCUGUAAGACCGAACUAUCACAUCCUUCCGAAUACAGCAGUAUCGCGUGUCGUUUUCGAAAAUCUCACCGCUGUAGGUGUUGAUCAUAUUAGCACUUCCGAUGGUACGAAAGGUACUGUCCAAGCAAGCAGAGAAGUCAUUAUAGCUGCUGGAAGCGUACAUACACCACAGAUACUACAACUCUCUGGGAUUGGUGACCCAGUUCAUCUCAAGAAUCUUGGUAUCGAGCCGAUCUCCCAGCUCCCUGGCGUUGGUCGCAACCUGCAGGAUCAUCUAGUUCUGAAGGUGAAUUACAAUUACACGUCCAACCACGUUCCAAACGGUGGAUCCUUGCAGUCUAACGCUACAUAUGCCAUGGAGCAACGCGUUCUCUAUAACACGAGGAAGCCGAGCGCAUACGACCUUACUGGUACAACUGGCAAUCUAAUGAUUCAGCUGCCUCUUUCGAACUUCACAAACGCCUCCGUAUCAAUCAUGUCUAAAGCGGCUUCAAUAUCUCCUGCCGAUAUACUGGGCAAAGAUAUCGACCCAUCCAUACUCGCCGGUUACGAGAAACAGCGUGCCAUCAUAACCAAGGGCAUCAACACGGAGGCUGUGGGUGGCUUGUCAUGGAACACUGGACCAGAGACAAGUAUCUACAUGACGCGUCCUUUUAGCCGUGGAUCUAUCAAGAUAAAAUCUACUAACGUCCUCGAUGCCCCACUCAUUGACUAUGGCGCAAUCACCGAUUCGACCGAUCUUGAUAUAUUGUAUGCCAUCUAUAUGAAAAACCGGGAACUUAUGGCCACACCUGAUCUUGCUAUCCUUGGUCCUAUCGAGACAGCACCCGCGCCAGGCAUUGAAAACGAGGACGACAUCAAAGAGAGUAUCAAAGCAGCAUUGGAGCCAAGUAACGCGCAUCAAUGUUGUACGGCCGCUAUGAUGGCAAGGAAAGACGGUGGUGUUGUCGACCCGCAAAACAGAGUCUAUGGAACACGCAGGAUUAGCGUAAUAGAUGCGAGCACGUGGCCUCUUGUCGCUGGUGGUGGGCCACAGGCUAGUGUAUAUGCUGGGGCAGAGAAGGCUGCAGAUUUGAUCAAAGAGCGUCACCGAUUACUCUGA